Mucor mucedo is the source of this 2838-nucleotide messenger RNA. Its product is annotated as alpha glucosidase. Bases 61 to 2751 code for a protein of 896 amino acids. The transcript has 5 exons. Lineage: Eukaryota; Fungi; Mucoromycota; Mucoromycetes; Mucorales; Mucoraceae. Gene Ontology annotation, biological process: carbohydrate metabolic process. The record is from RefSeq and is a predicted model, not a curated record. Gene Ontology annotation, molecular function: hydrolase activity, hydrolyzing O-glycosyl compounds; carbohydrate binding.
GUUUUAUGCUACUGAGGUGGCCAAUUUAAUGCAUAAAAGUCCUUUCUUCAUUUUAAAAGAAUGAAAACUCAAGUACUUGUUUUCUUUAUUCUACUCUUUCCAGUGUACGGUCAGCAGAAAGCGUCUAGAGCGAACUAUGGCUUGUACUCCAACUUUUACGAUUUCCCUAAUUAUGAUGUUUCCACGACUGCACAAGGAUACAAUGUCAACGCAGCAGAUUUCGUCCAAACUAUUGCAGGAGUACACUUGUCUCUGCAUGCAAUUGGGAAUUCGAGCUUAUACGGUAAUCUAAUUCGAGAUUUAAUUGUUGACGUUAGUUUUGAAACAAACGAAAGGGUUCAUGUCAAAAUAUACGAUAGUGAGAAAAAACAAGUGGCUGUCCCGGAUUCACCUCUGGGUUUGGUACGACCUGCCAAACAGAAUGGAGGGGGUCAAAGAAGAGGCAACAAUAAUAAUUAUCAAUUUACUUAUAAAGAAACCCCAUUUAGUUUUCAAAUCAAGCGUAAGAGAGAUGGUGCUACUUUAUUUGAUACAGCCGGCCUACCGUUUGUUUUUGAAGAUCAGUACUUGGAAGUAUCAACCCACUUGCCAAUCAAUGGUACAAACAUAUACGGUUUCGGUGAAGCUUUGGCGCCAUUUAAGCGUACUCGUAACGUAACUACCCUGUUUGCAAGAGACUCACACGAUGUAUAUCAAAAUAUGUACGGUUCCCACACAUUUUAUAUGGAUAUUCGUAAAGGAGAUGGUGCAGCGCAUGGUACAUUUCUUUUAAAUGCGCAUGGUAUGGAUAUAAUCAAUACAGAGGAGCGUAUUACCUACAAGGCUAUAGGUGGUAUACUAGAUUUUUAUUUUUUUGUGCCUCAGGAUUCCAGACCUAAUUCAGUGGUCCAAGCCUAUACAACUUUGAUUGGCAAGCCCACCAUGCCUGCGCAUUGGAUGUUGGGUUACCAAAACUGCCGCUAUAAUUAUACCAGUAUCUCCCAUGUAGAAGAGGUUGUACAAAAACACAAAGACAACCAAAUUCCUCUUGAGGUUCAGUGGAUUGACAUUGAUUAUAUGGAUCAGAGAAAGGAUUUCACCUUUGAUCCUAUCCAAUUUCCUAGAGAAAAAAUGAUUGAAUUUUCAAAAUCUUUACAUGACAAUGGUCAGAAGCUUGUAUUGAUGGUAGACCCAGCCAUUCCAGUAGAUGCUAUGUAUGAGCCAUAUUUGACCGGCAAAGACAUGGAUGUGUUUGUAAAAAAUGUUGAUGGAUCGGAAUACAUAGGGCAAGUGUGGCCUGGCUACACUACUUUUCCUGAUUGGUGGCAUCCCAAUAUCACAAAGUAUUGGGAAAAAAAAAUAAUAGACUGGAUGGACCUGCUUAAACUAGAUGGCAUAUGGAUCGAUAUGAAUGAGCCAUCUUCAUUCUGUCUAGGAUCUUGUGGGUCUCUCAAUGAUUCCGCAAAACCUAACAUGGAGCCAUGGUUCAAUACAGAGGAGGAGCAAUUGAGGUUACACAUACUCCAAGAAUCCGCUUUAGAGGUUAUGGGACAACCUGCCGAAGAGGCAAGAAAUUUGUUAUAUCCAAGAUACGUCAUUAAUAACGGAGCUGGUAAUUUAUCAGAAAAGACUGUUGCGAUGACAGCUCAACAUUAUGGGAACAUUUCGCAUUAUGAUGUUCACAACUUAUAUGGACAUGCUGAAGGGUACAUCACUAGACAGGCUUUGUUGGCAUACAAUUCUUCUACACGUCCAUUUCUUUUAAGUCGCUCUACGUUUGCAGGUAGUGGAAGCUAUAUGGGACAUUGGACAGGUGAUAUCCAAUCAACAUGGCAGGAUAUGAAGGGAACUAUUGCAGAUAUCCUCAACUUUCAAAUGUUUGGUAUCAGUUUCUCGGGUGCAGAUAUCUGUGGCUUUGUAGGUGAUGCAACUGAAGAACUGUGUACGCGUUGGAUAGAAUUGGGUGCAUUAUACCCCUUUUCUCGCAUGCAUAACAAUGAUAGGUCUACCGACCAAGAGCCAUAUAUUUGGCAGAGCACAGCUGAAGCAAGUCGUAUCGCGCUAAGGAUUAGAUACAGUUUGUUGCCUUACUUAUAUACCUUAUUUGAAGAAUCAAAUCGAAUGGGUACGGGUGUAUGGAGACCUUUGUUUUUUGAAUAUCCGGAACACAUUGAUGUUUUUUCAAACAAUGACGAGCAAUUCUUAAUCGGAACUGAUAUAUUGGUAUCGCCUGUCUUGGUUGAAAACGCAGUUACUGUGAUUGCCCAAUUUCCUCCAGGUGUAUGGUACGAUUGGUAUGAUUACAGUAUUUUAAGAAAUCGGUCUGAAGAUAAUUUUUCCGUUACACUGGAUGCACCCUUAACACAUAUUCCAAUACAUAUUCGGGGAGGAGCCAUCAUGAUAACAAAAUCGCCUAAGCUACUUGUCAAAGACACUUUUAGUACCCCUUACGACCUUAUCAUAGCAUUAGAUGAAUACAAGCAAGCAUUCGGAAGACUUUAUAUAGAUGACGGAUUCUCUAUUAAUCCUGAAAGAAAGUCAAAUAUAAAUUUUAUCUUUACGGGCAACACAUUGACUGUGAAUGGUCAAUUUAAUUAUCAUGGCGCGGAGAGUAUUGGUAAAAUUACUAUAUUGACUCAAGGAGACUUGCAUUUUUUAAAUGCAACAAUCUACGGAAAAGAAUUCUUAACGACAAGAAUAAAAAACGUGCUUACAACAAUGACAGAUGGCACAAUCUUUCUUGAUCAAGGUUUUAGCAUGAAGUUUAGUUGAUGGUGUCAUCCAUAUUCCUCGUGUAACACAUGACAUCAUGUGAAGUAUGCAUUUUUUUCCCAAAUUUUAUAUUUCCUGUUUAUCUUC